AUGCAGCCAUUCAAGGUUCUCCGUCUCUUCCUGUUGGCCUUGACAGCUCGAGAUUUGGGGCGUAGCCAACGUAACGGAGCUGGCGAGGCUAAAAAUGGCACCCACCCCAACUACCACCAGAAGAAUGUCAUUCAGCGCUGCAAGAACUUCAAUCUUGAGGCGUCCAAGAAAGGAGACCCGAACGACGCCAAAAAGACGAUCAACCGUCUGUUCGCCCGUGCCGAGUGCAAGGGUUUGUACGGAGCACCUAACGGCUUCCGCUGUUCCUACAUUGACCUGAGCCUGUGCUUCACGUUGACAGGCGACACGCAGAUCGUCAAGAGACAACUAGGACGGGCCUUCGAGUCAUGUGAUGCUAAGAAUUGUGUCAUGGACACCAGCACGGUUGGAAAAUGCUAUGGCUGUAAACACCCUGCACAGCCCAAUGCCACGGAUACGUGGGCCAAAUUUGACCUAGAUGGUGUGCUGGACUCCGACUUUGGCUUCCUUAGCUGCUAUGGACGCGGUGGCUUUGAGUGCCCCGACGAAGGUGAUCCGAUGCCUUAUUGA
Molecule: messenger RNA, 549 nt
Organism: Neoarthrinium moseri
Lineage: Eukaryota; Fungi; Ascomycota; Sordariomycetes; Amphisphaeriales; Apiosporaceae
Exons: 4
Coding region: 1-549 (182 amino acids)
Source: RefSeq, a predicted model, not a curated record